Messenger RNA from Conger conger (European conger), 1065 nucleotides. Its product is annotated as melatonin receptor type 1C-like. The transcript has 2 exons. NCBI's taxonomy places the organism in Eukaryota, Metazoa, Chordata, Actinopteri, Anguilliformes, Congridae. The coding region runs from base 1 to 1065 and encodes 354 amino acids. Gene Ontology annotation, biological process: G protein-coupled receptor signaling pathway. The record is from RefSeq and is a predicted model, not a curated record. Gene Ontology annotation, cellular component: membrane. Gene Ontology annotation, molecular function: melatonin receptor activity.
AUGGAGUCUGAGGUGAACAUGAGCUGUAUCGAUUGUUUAUCCCACGCUCUGAAUCAAAGCAGCAUUAUAGCGCAAAGUGCAUCUGCCGGGGUGACGACAGCGCUAGCUAGCGUGCUGAUCUUCACCAUCGUUGUUGACAUCCUCGGAAACAUGCUUGUCAUUUUAUCAGUGUUUAGGAACAAGAAGCUCAGGAAUGCGGGGAAUAUUUUUGUGGUUAGUUUGUCAGUGGCAGACAUUGUGGUAGCAGUGUACCCCUAUCCACUGGCCCUCGUGGCCAUUUUCCAUAAUGACUGGACCAUGGGAGACAUGCAUUGCCAAGCCAGUGGCUUCAUCAUGGGCCUCAGUGUUAUCGGUUCCAUCUUCAACAUCACUGCCAUUGCCAUCAACCGCUACUGCUACAUCUGCCACAGUCUGCAGUAUGACCGGCUCUUCAGCAUCAAGAGCACCUGCUGCUAUUUGUGUCUGACGUGGAUUCUCACCGCCCUCGCCACAGUGCCAAACUUUUUUGUGGGCUCCCUACAGUACGAUCCUCGCAUCUUCUCAUGCACUUUUGCCCAGACUGUUAGUUCCUAUUACACCAUUUCUGUGGUGGUGAUCCACUUCCUUGUACCUCUCUUGGUGGUCUCUUUUUGUUACCUACAGAUUUGGGUCUUGGUCAUCCAGGUAAAGCAUCGGGUGAAACCUGAUAACAAGCAGAAAAUAAAGCCCAGUGACUUCAGGAACUUCCUGACCAUGUUUGUAGUCUUUGUCUUGUUUGCUGUAUGCUGGGGCCCACUGAAUUUUAUUGGCUUAGCUGUGGCCAUCAACCCCACAAAGGUAGCUCCUAACAUCCCUGAGUGGCUCUUUGUCACAAGCUACUUCAUGGCUUACUUUAACAGUUGCCUCAAUGCUGUAAUAUAUGGGCUGCUCAACCAAAACUUCCGUAAGGAAUACAAACGGAUCAUUUUAGCACUAUGCACCCCUCGUAUUCUGUUCACGGACACCUCCAAAUGUGGGACAGAAGGCCUGAAGAGUAAGCCCUCAGCUGCAGUAACAAAUAACAACUUGGCAGAAGUGAACCUGUGA